Molecule: messenger RNA, 450 nt
Organism: Lolium perenne
Lineage: Eukaryota; Viridiplantae; Streptophyta; Magnoliopsida; Poales; Poaceae
Source: RefSeq, a predicted model, not a curated record
AUGGAGGCAGGGGGUGGCGCGCGCCUCACCUCGACUCUGUCGAGCGGCGGCGGGCGGGGCGUCGGAGAGGAGGAGGCGGCGGGCGGAGGUGGCCGGGCGGAGGGGCCGGCGGACGGCGGCGGGCGGAGGUGGCCGGGCGCGCGGCGGCGCGGGCUGCGCGCGGACGAGGAGGAGGAGGCGGCGGCGCGCCCGGGCGGUGAGGGCACGGGAGGAGGCGGCGGCGGACGGACGCGGAGGCAAGGCGGCGGCGUGCGCGCGCAGCGGCGGGCGCGAAUUUUUUGGCAGAGUUUCCCCUCCAAACCGCUCCUCGCGCGAAUGGAGAAGAAGGGUGGGCGCGCGGCAGUUUAUACUGGGGACCUUUUGCACCGGUUCGUGGCUGGAACCGGUGCAAAAGGCUUUUUGCACCGGUUCCGACCACGAACCGGUGCAAAAGGUCCCCGCUUGGACUGA